This is a messenger RNA of Effrenium voratum, 1875 nucleotides long. The record is from the annotation of a GenBank genome assembly. Lineage: Eukaryota; Dinophyceae; Suessiales; Symbiodiniaceae.
AUGUGCAAGACGAACGAAGCUCCUGGUCCAGACGGCUUCCAGCCAGACUUGGAGCAUUUCAUCCGCCGCGGAUAUCUUGUCAUACCCUCAACAACCUUGCCAGAGGUGAACGAAGCAAUUCGGAGCAAGGCAGAAGCCAUCGCCAAUAUCGGUCCAGAAGCAACCGUUCUGUUGGGCGAUGAUUGCCUGCCAGCUAUUCCUGAGCUGAUGAACGUUUUGGAAGCUGCCCCUCUCCAAGCGGCUAUGAAGGCAGUUCUGGGCGAAGACUAUUUGCUUCAUGGCCAUCGCCACCUGCACCUCAGUUCUUUGCAGGAGCAAAUGUGGCACAAGGACUCGUACUGGGGCUUUCGCCGCAUGCGACAUCAUCGACCUCGUUGGUGCAUGAUGCUCUACUACCCGCAAGAGACAACACUGGAAAUGGGUCCAACACAUGUCCUUGCAGGCACUCAGUACUGGACCGUGGACACCGAGGGCUGGAGGCAAGGUGAGGAUAUCCUGGCAGAUUCCACCGGAGAUGUCAGCAUGUUCGUUGAGGGCUCCUCGGCUGAACGGCAACAAAAGCUGAAUGAAGCAGAGCAGCAACUGCUUGGUCCAUCUUCAUCCAGGGUGGCAGCGCUUGCGGAGGAUGUGAGCUUGACCGUCCCAGCAGGCAGCUGCGUCCUGAUGCAUUUUGAUCUAUUCCAUCGUGCUGGCUUUCGUGCAAAGGAAGAUGCUCCAACACGCUUCAUGUUCAAGUUCCAGUUCAUUCGGACUCGUGAUCCAGCCGUAGUGCCAAGCCCUCCAGGAGACUUUCGAUACCCGUGGCCUGAGAGCCCUCAUCGCUUGUCCUCGCUGUUGGCAUCAAAAAUGGAGCUGGAGGCUGAUGAUGGCAGUGCUGCCAACCCGGAAGACUUUUGCAAGCGCCGGCGACAGUUUCGUCACUGUGAUGAGUCUCCAGAUGUGCACAUCGCGGACGAGGCGCGCAGUGCCUGGGAAGAGUUGGGGCCCGUGCUGGCCGAUGUCCGCGAGUGGUUGCAAGGUCUUCCACAUCCGUGUGAGACGUGUCCAGAAAGCUCUGAGGAAGCUUCCCCAGAAGUGGAGAAGGGACUGGAGGUUCUGCGUGCUGCAGGAGCAGGACUGGGAAGUGAUGAGGAUAUGGAAAGGAGCCAUGACGAGGUACAGCUCGUCGCGGCAGCGUAUAAGCUGGGCCGAAGUGUGGACCGCACCUGGCUGGCACUGCUUUGUGCACUGACUGGUGGCUCCGAGGCAGUGGCGCGUGCUGCAGCCUAUGGUCUCGCUGCUGCAGGUCCUCGAGCCACUCCUGCGCUCCUCCCUUUGCUGAAGCAUGCAACGCUGCGGGUGCGAAUCCUUGCAGUUUUUGCCCUGGGUGAAAGCGCAAGGCCGUCCCAUGAUGCUCUUGCUGUCAUUGAAGAAGCCAUCUCGGCUGCACCGCCAUGGAGCAUGGAGACGGCUAAUCUCUUGCAGGCCCUUUCAUGCCUUUCGGCGAGAGCUCGUGCUCUUGGAGAAACUGGAUUGUGCCAGCGUUGCCUCGAGAUUGUACUGCCGUUCCUGUUGCCUUCGUCUGGGCACAACCUCGUCUGUGAGAACGCGUGCCUGGUUGCCUUGCAGGCAGGUGAGCUGACAGGUGAAAUGGGCAAAAUGGUGAGGCACGCGCUUGAUAGGAUUGCUGAUCGAUCAGCUGAUCCUUAUUCUGUUUGCUUCGCUACAGAAAUCCUCCGAAGGCAAACCUGGCCGGAGAGGCCAAUGCUGGAUGAGAGGAGCGAGCUGCUCGAGCCAGAGGAAGGUCCGCCCCAAUCCUUGUGCAGCGGGCAUCUGAGAGUGACGGGAAAGUCACUGCUAAUGGAGAACUUGUUGCAACUGCGACAAGGGACUUGA